This is a messenger RNA of Phymastichus coffea, 1551 nucleotides long. RefSeq names its product rhomboid-related protein 2 (gene rho-4). Bases 422 to 1504 code for a protein of 360 amino acids. NCBI's taxonomy places the organism in Eukaryota, Metazoa, Arthropoda, Insecta, Hymenoptera, Eulophidae. Gene Ontology annotation, molecular function: serine-type endopeptidase activity; calcium ion binding. The transcript has 5 exons. The record is from RefSeq and is a predicted model, not a curated record. Gene Ontology annotation, cellular component: membrane.
UUUAGCCCGCAUCCGCUCUCGUCGGUCGCGGUGCCGUCGUGCUUUUCUUCUCUCGUCGAGCAGCCGAGAGCGCGGGUAGCUUUGUUUAUCCUUUGCGUCGCGGGUGUGCGUUGCUAGGCGACCCCGCAUGGCUGCCGCCGCCACCGCCGUCGCGCACAAGGAGCGAGAAAGAGCGGCAGGUGCUUUUAAUAGCGCGGCAGAGGGGGACAGACCGACGCUGCGCCGAGCGACUCAGUGUGACCGCCGCGCGCCGUGCUGCUUUCAAAGUACUUUCUCGCGCUGCGAUAACGGACGAUGCACUAGGGGUUUUGCUUUUUGCGCGAUAUUCCGCUAACCUUCCGCACGACAGCAACACGCUCGUUUCCCGAUUGCUGGACCCUACUUGUUCGCUUGCCGAAGGAGAAGUUUCAAAUUAAUCAAGAUGGCUACAGGACGAGAUGGUGAAGCCCAAAUAACCAUUCCUUUACAAUUUAAUGACUCUCACUGGAGAGCCAUUUUUGAAAAGUUUGACUCUGAUGGUGAUGGUAAAAUUUCUUACAAUGAGUUAAAAAACAUGAUUAGAAGCUCUUCUCAUAACACAAAGGAUCUUCCUGGUCGAGUGGUUCGAAUGAUUAUGAAAAAAGCUGAUCUUGAUGACUCAGGAUAUCUAGAGUAUCCAGAAUUUAUUGCAAUGAUUCAUAGAAAAGAUAUGCAGGGUGUUUUUGGAAACUUUGUGCAGAGAUAUGUUCAUUCGAUGGUACCAUGUCGACCAUGUACAAUAGAUUCUCUUGAUGGUGUUUACGAAGAAGAGUACAGCUGUAACCCUCCUCCAGUGGCUAUGAUAAUUAUUAGUGUCUUGGAAAUAAUUCUGUUCUUGUACGAUACAAUGGCUCAUAAUGCUGUAGCUGUAGAAGGACCAACUGCAACAUUGUUUAUUUAUAAUCCUCAUAAAAGAUAUCAGGCUUGGAGGUACCUAACAUACAUGUUUGUACAUGUUGGCACGUUUCAUUUAGUGGUGAACUUACUGGUGCAAGUAAUGCUAGGAAUCCCUCUGGAAAUGGUGCAUAAGUGGUGGCGAGUGCUAAUUAUCUACUUUGCCGGUGUUAUUGCGGGCAGCUUGGGAACCUCAGUAUCGGAUCCGAGUGUAUACUUGGCAGGUGCUUCAGGCGGCGUAUAUGCUCUUAUCACCGCGCAUGUGGCGACUAUCGUUAUGAACUGGCAUCAAAUGGAAUUUGCUGUCCUUCAAUUGCUUGUCUUCCUAGUAGUCACCUGUGUGGAUGUCGGCCAAGCCAUUUAUAAUCGUUACGUGCUUGAAGCAAACAAUCAAAUUGGAUACGUAGCUCAUCUAGCAGGUGCCGUCGCUGGACUUUUAGUUGGAAUCAAUAUCCUCCGCAACCUCGAGGUGCAAACAUGGGAAAAAGUCGUUUGGUGGGCAAGCUUUAUCACUUUUACUGCCCUCAUGGCCGCGGCGAUUCUUUGGAACGUCCUUUAUCCUUCCUACUUCCCACAACCUAUUUACAACUGAACUGUCGGUUUUUUUUUUUGUGUCUUGAGAUUACGGGCACGAUGAUU